Messenger RNA from Manduca sexta (tobacco hornworm), 538 nucleotides. Its product is annotated as dentin sialophosphoprotein. The record is from RefSeq and is a predicted model, not a curated record. Bases 13 to 417 code for a protein of 134 amino acids. The transcript has 2 exons. NCBI's taxonomy places the organism in Eukaryota, Metazoa, Arthropoda, Insecta, Lepidoptera, Sphingidae.
UUUGACACGAUAAUGCCCAGAGCUGGAUUGAAUCAACUAAUAGCUAAUAAAGCUUUAGCUAAAAGUGGGGAGGGUACCGCUGGUCGUGCUGUCCCCACCGACGACGAUACUGACUUAUUGGAGCAAUGGUGUGAAAAUCCUUACGAGCCAGUAGGAGACCCGGUCCGCUGGUUAUUAUGCACGCUUCGUGAUGUAUUCACUUCCGAUGAUGAUAGUGAUUCUGAUGAAAGUGAUAGUAGCACUGAGAGUAAUGAAAGCAAUAGUACCACCGAAAGCAAUUCAGAAACUAGCGGUAGUACCACAAAUAAUGAUACAAGCACAACUGGAAAUGCAACUGGAACUAAUGACAAUCAAGGUGAAGUUACUACUACUGUUAGUCCAGAUGGCAAUAGUGGAACCGAGGCCAGUGCAGCUUAAGAUAGCGAUCCUUAAGACAGUGAAGCCGCGUCUAAUCAUAAUGCUGUUCCUAGUAUGGUAAGAAAUGAAAUUGGAAUAUUUAAAUGAAACUUAUGGGUAAUGUAAUAGAAUUGUAAUUUAU